Molecule: messenger RNA, 1918 nt
Organism: Nannochloropsis gaditana CCMP526
Gene: NDH
Product: NADH dehydrogenase
Exons: 3
Coding region: 55-1791 (578 amino acids)
Molecular function (GO): NADH dehydrogenase activity
Source: RefSeq, a predicted model, not a curated record
ACAGGGACACGAACAAGAACACUUCGAUCGGCAGGGUAAGAGGACCUUCUAAAUAUGACAGCCUCUGUUUUUGGUGCCGCUUACACGGCCGCAUUUGGACAACAUCGUAAGAAUUUGUUAUUAUUAUGUCUGACUAUUGUGACGGUAUUGAAGACCCAUGCUUUUUUGCCAGUGCGGACUUUGGGUCACGCCAACCGGGGCAGUUUACCUUCAACCGCGCAAGUGAGACAUCUUGUCGCCCCUUUGCAAGCGGCCCCUGCCCCCUCAGAGGAGCCGCCAUUUUGGUCUCUGGUAUUCAGUGAUCUAUUCCUUUUGUUCGAUCGCACGCUCGACACCGUAGAGGACAUCGGUGUCCACUUGCGCCGGGCAACGGAAAGAGACAUGGACCGGCGCUUUCGCCGAGAUCGCCUGACCACGAAGGCUGGCACCAAGAAGCGGGUGAUGAUCUUGGGCACUGGAUGGGGGGGGCAUGCUGUGACCAAGGUGGUGGAUACGGGGUUGUACGAGGUGGUGAUCGUCUCGCCGCGAAACUUCUUCUUGUUCACUCCCAUGCUCGCCGGCAGCUCGGUCGGUACUGUCGAUUAUCGGUCUAUCAUCGAGCCCAUUCGAGCAGCCAACCCUCUUGCAGACUACUACGAAGCACAAGCCCUGGCCAUAUAUCCCAACAAUCAAACGGUGCGCAUCCGCUCUGAAAUUCCGAACGAAGUCGGGGAAUACGAGGAAUUUUUGGCGCCUUAUGAUAUCCUGGUGUACGGGUGCGGGGCUCAGAGCGGCACGUUUGGCACUCCGGGCGUGCGGGAGCAUGCUUUCUUCCUGAAAGAAAUCAGCGAUGCGGUCAAACUACGCCAAGCCCUGGUGGAUCGCUUUGAACGAGCCAACAUGCCAAGCGUGUCCAUGGAGGAGAAAAAGCGGAUCUUGAGUUUCGUCGUGGUGGGGGGGGGCCCUACUGGUGUCGAAUUUUCGGGCGAGUUCUCCGAUUUUCUUAACAGAGACUUGGCCAAGUACUAUCCCGCCUUGGUCGACCUUGUGUCCUUCAAAAUUAUUCAAGCCGGUUCCCGCAUCCUCCCUGUCUUCGACGCUGCACUGCAAGAACAAGGGCUAGAGGUGUUGAAGGCGCAGGGUAUCGAGGUCAUGCUGAAUCGCAAGGUCCUGAAAGUCGAGGAGAAGCACAUCGAGCUCGACGGAGGCGAGAUAUUGCCCUACGGUCUCUGUGUGUGGGCUGCGGGUACGGCCCCCCGCGAUAUCACCAAAUCCUUGAUCGCAGCGAUCCCAGAGCAAAGUGCCUCCACGGCAGGCCAACGAGGUCGACUCUCUGUGGACAGGUGGCUGCGCGUGCAAGGUACGAAUGGAAGCAUCUUGGCCCUGGGAGACGCGGUCGAGGUGGAGGGCCUGCCUUUGCCAGCCACGGGACAAGUAGCUGCACAGCACGGUGCGUUUCUCGGCCGCUUGCUCAACCGUGAGUACGACUUGAGCACACCUAACCCGACGUUUGAUCUGGAAAAAGUGAACGCUUUUGGCAAAGUCGCCAACGUGCUCCGUCUUCGCGGGCGCUUGGAGGCGCAGGCCUUCUCCUUCUUGAACCUGGGCUUGUUGGCUUACGUGGGCCAAGCCAAUGCUCUGGCUCAAGUCCAGACGGGGAACCUCAAAUUCGGAGAAUAUACGGCCAGGGCUGGCAACCUCUUGUGGCGCAGUGUUUAUCUUGUCAAGCAGGUUUCGACGCGAAACCGAGUCUUGGUGCUGAACGACUGGCUGAGGACCCGUGUCUUUGGUCGAGACAUUAGUCGCUUCUAGGAAUGCUUGGGGUUGGAGCGAAAACUUGCAGUGGAAUUAUAGAUGGCUUCAAUUGCCCAUUGGGUUUUGUACUUUUGAGGGGAAAUUUUCUGAUUCGAAAAUGUAUUAUUCAUGCGAUACCACAGAA